GGCGGCGGCGCCGCUGCUCCUGCCGCUGCCGCUGCUGCUGCCGCCCGCGCUAUAAGCUGCGGGCCGGCGCUCAGGGUCGCGGAGCUGCGGGUCCCGGAGAGGGCUGGGCGGCCCAGCCGGCCACAAGGACGCCGGCGCCGGGGGACACAGCAGCAUGAGGCGGAGAUUAAGGUGACAGUGUCAGGUGGAUCAACUGCCAUCCCACUGCCCCCUCUGUUGGGCAGUGCUGAGAGUGGGGAAGCAUGGAAGAGAAGAAGCAUGAGACCACGAACCAAGCUCAUGUCCUCUUUGACCGGUUUGUCCAAGCCACUACCUGCAAGGGAACCCUCAAGGCCUUUCAAGAACUCUGUGACCACCUGGAACUGAAGCCUAAAGACUACCGUUCCUUCUAUCACAAGCUCAAGUCCAAGCUUAACUACUGGAAAGCCAAAGCUCUCUGGGCAAAGUUGGACAAACGGGGCAGUCACAAAGACUAUAAAAAGGGAAAAGCAUGCACUAACACUAAGUGUCUCAUCAUUGGAGCUGGCCCCUGUGGUCUCCGCACAGCCAUUGAUUUAUCCUUAUUGGGAGCUAAGGUGGUGGUUAUUGAGAAGCGAGAUGCCUUUUCCCGCAACAAUGUCUUACAUCUCUGGCCCUUCACCAUACAUGAUCUUCGAGGUCUGGGUGCCAAGAAGUUCUAUGGCAAGUUCUGUGCUGGAGCCAUCGAUCAUAUCAGUAUACGUCAACUCCAACUAAUACUUUUGAAAGUAGCCUUGAUCCUAGGCAUCGAAAUACAUGUCAAUGUAGAAUUCCAAGGACUUGUACAGCCUCCUGAGGAUCAAGAAAACGAACGGAUAGGUUGGCGGGCACUGGUGCACCCCAAAACUCAUCCUGUAUCAGAGUAUGAAUUUGAAGUGAUCAUUGGUGGGGAUGGCCGUAGAAACACCUUGGAAGGAUUUCGCCGGAAAGAAUUUCGUGGCAAACUGGCUAUUGCCAUUACAGCAAAUUUUAUUAACCGAAAUACAACAGCAGAAGCCAAAGUGGAAGAGAUCAGUGGUGUGGCUUUCAUAUUUAACCAAAAAUUUUUCCAGGAGCUACGAGAAGCCACAGGUAUUGAUUUGGAGAACAUCGUCUACUACAAAGAUGACACGCACUAUUUCGUUAUGACAGCCAAAAAGCAGAGUUUACUGGACAAAGGGGUGAUACUGCAUGACUAUGCUGACACAGAACUCUUGCUUUCCCGGGAGAACGUGGACCAGGAGGCAUUGCUAAACUAUGCCCGGGAGGCGGCUGACUUCUCCACGCAACAGCAGCUGCCCUCUCUAGAUUUUGCCAUCAAUCAUUAUGGGCAGCCUGAUGUGGCCAUGUUUGACUUCACUUGUAUGUAUGCCUCUGAGAAUGCAGCCUUGGUACGGGAACAGAAUGGACACCAGUUAUUAGUGGCUCUGGUUGGGGACAGCCUCCUAGAGCCUUUCUGGCCCAUGGGAACAGGAAUAGCCCGGGGCUUUCUAGCUGCUAUGGACUCUGCCUGGAUGGUACGAAGUUGGUCUCUAGGAACCAGCCCCUUGGAAGUCCUGGCAGAGAGGGAAAGCAUUUAUAGGUUGCUGCCUCAAACCACCCCUGAGAAUGUGAGCAAGAACUUCAGCCAGUAUAGCAUCGACCCCGUCACUAGGUAUCCCAAUAUUAAUGUCAACUUCCUCCGGCCAAGCCAGGUGCGCCAUUUAUAUGAUACUGGAGAAACGAAAGAUAUUCAUUUGGAAAUGGAGAACCUAGUGAAUUCCCGAACUACCCCAAAGUUGACUCGCAAUGAAUCUGUAGCUCGUUCAAGCAAACUGCUAAGUUGGUGCCAAAGGCAGACAGAUGGUUAUGCAGGAGUAAACGUGACAGAUCUCACCAUGUCUUGGAAAAGUGGCCUGGCUCUAUGUGCAAUUAUCCACAGAUACCGUCCUGAUCUGAUAGAUUUUGAUUCUUUGGAUGAACAAAAUGUGGAAAAGAAUAACCAGCUGGCCUUUGAUAUUGCUGAGAAAGAACUGGGCAUCUCUCCCAUCAUGACAGGCAAAGACAUGGCCUCUGUUGGGGAGCCUGACAAGCUGUCCAUGGUGAUGUACCUGACUCAGUUCUAUGAGAUGUUUAAGGACUCACUCUCCUCUACUGACACCUUGGACUUGAAUGCUGAGGAAAAGGCAGUUCUGAUAGCCAGCACCAAAUCCCCUAUCUCCUUCCUGAGCAAACUUGGGCAGACCAUCUCUCGGAAGCGUUCUCCCAAGGAUAAAAAGGAAAAGGACUUGGAUGGAGCUGGAAAGAGGAGAAAAACUAGUCAAUCAGAGGAGGAGGAAACUCCCAGGGGCUACAGAGGAGAAAGACCAACACUGGUGAGCACCCUGACAGACAGGAGGAUGGAUGUUGCUGUUGGAAACCAGAAUAAAGUGAAGUACAUGGCAACCCAGCUUUUGGCCAAAUUCGAAGAGAAUGCGCCUGCACAGACUACUGGCAUAAGGAGACAGCCGACACAAGAGCGUGGGGUCAGCCAGCCGACCUGCUGCCUGCCUGAGCAGGGUCUCCCUGCUCCCAUCCCUCAGUGGAAACAGCGACGGGAAAAGGAACGUUCUCGGACCUGCCCAAAAAAAGUGAUCACACUUUCUCCUCCCCCUACUUCACCUGCCUGUCAGGUGCACAGUGAACAGCAGACAUACAGGGAUCUUGAUGCUGACAGCCGUGGCAAGCAGAGUCCCCGACAUGAGAGGACAGAGCCUGAACCUUCUCGUCGAUUUUUGGUUGACCAGUGGGAGCUUUCUCUUAGUCUCCGCUCCUCCAACCGCCCUGCCUCUCCCUCCUCCGACUCCCUUCGACAGAAGUAUAUAAAGAUGUACACGGGCGGAGUGAGCUCAUUGGCUGAGCAGAUAGCCAAUCAGCUUCAAAGGAAAGAGCAGCCCAAAAUCCUUCUAGACAAGAAGGAGCUGGGCUCCAUGAAGAAGGAGUUCCCACAGAAUUUGGGGGGCAGCGACACGUGCUAUUUCUGCCAGAAGCGGGUCUAUGUGAUGGAGAGACUGAGUGCUGAGGGCAAGUUCUUCCACCGGAGCUGCUUUAAAUGCGACUACUGUGCCACCACCCUGCGCCUCUCAGCCUAUGCCUAUGACAUUGAGGAUGGUAAAUUCUACUGUAAACCACACUACUGUUAUCGACUCUCUGGCUACGCACAAAGGAAGAGGCCAGCUGUGGCUCCUCUGUCUGGAAAGGAGGCCAGAGGACCCCUGCAGGAUGGCCCCACUGCAGACACAAGUGGACGGGCCAGUACCAUCACCAGCUCGGCUGAGAGAACUCCAGGUUCCAGUGUAAAUGGCCUGGAGGAACCUAGCAUUGCCAAGAGGCUGAGGGGCACUCCUGAGAGAAUCGAACUGGAGAACUACCACCGGUCUGUGAAACGGGCAGAGGAGCUGGAGGAGGUACCUGAGGAAACGCAAGCUGAGCACAACCUGAGCAGCGUACUAGACAAGGGCACCGAAGAGGACGUGGCCAGCAGCAGUUCCGAGUCGGAAAUGGAGGAAGAAGAGGAGGAGGAAGAGGAGGAGGAGCAGCUGCCCACUUCUGACCUGGGUGGUGUUCCUUGGAAGGAGGCUGUAAGGAUCCACGCUCUUCUGAAAGGGAGGAGUGAGGAAGAGUUAGAGACCUCCAAGAGCUUUGAGCCUGGGGAGGGAGAAGAGGAGGAGGAAGAGGAAUAUGAAGAAGAAGAGGAGGAAGAAUAUGACGAAGAGGAGGAGGAGUCCAGUGAAGAAGGGGAGUAUUGCCCCUGGGACAGAGAACUCCUGCAAGGCCAGUGGCUCCAGCAUCUGUCAAAGGAAGAAGAAAUGGGUACUUGUAAAGCUGGGAACCACAGGCUACAGCAGAUAAUAAAUCCAGCAGAUCCCUUGGCGAUCCAGGCUGAUGUGCACUGGACACACAUUCGUGAGAAAGAGGAGGAAGAAAGAAUGGUCCCAACCUCUGAAUCUUCCACUUCUAGAGUGCCUGGCCUUCCUUCCAUACGCCGUGCAGCAGUGCAGGCCUGGCUGGAGACGGUCUCCGGAGCCCCAUUGGAUGAGAAUGACCUGGAGGAAGAUGUGGACUCGGAGCCAGCAGAGAUAGAAGGGGAGGCAGCAGAGGAUGGGGACCCUGGGGACACUGGUGCUGAGCUGGAUGAUGAUCAGCAUUGGUCUGAUGACAUCCCAUCAGAUGCUGAAAUGGAGCUUCACUUGCGACGCCAUCCUGAAGUAGAAGCAGAGUUAGAGCUGAGGGUAAUAGAAAAUGAGGAGGAAAAGCCAUCUGCCUUACCAGUGCAACAAGAAAGAGGUCCUUCUCAAGUCUCCAGCCCCAUCCAAUCCCCUCAGGAACAAGCCAUUCUUUCUACCCCAGCACCCAGCCACAUAGCAGAGGGACCCCAAACCCCACUUGCCUCUGUUGCCACCAAGAUGAAAUCCCCUGAGGAACGCUUUUUCCCUGACCCUCUGCUCCCCAAAGAGAAGCCCAAAGCUGAAGCUCCCCCGGAUCAGAAGACUGCACCCCCUCCCAUCCGGUCGCAGCCUGUAUCUCUGCCAGAACCAAGGACACCUACCUCACCUGUGAGCUCACAGUUUGUGGCUCAGGUGGCCCCUGCUGCAUCCCCUUCCACCCAGCUCCCUAUUUGCUCCCAGCCUCAGCCUUCCUCAGAGGCCACCAUCCCAUCCCCCACUGAGUCCCCCAUACGCUUCCAGCCUGUUCCAGCCAAAGCUUCUACCCCUCUGGUCCCCUUACCUGUGAAGAGCCAAGCUGAUCCCAAGAACAGACUGGACAGCCCUCUUGCUGUGGAUGAAGCCCUGAAACGGAGUGACCUGGUGGAGGAGUUUUGGAUGAAAAGCGCUGAGAUCCGCCGCAGUCUGGGACUCACACCUGUAGAGCGAAAGAAGGGGCCUGAGCCCAGCUUCCCCUCACCUGCCUUCAAGCCAGUAUCCCUAAAAUCCUUUUCAGUUGAGAAGUCCCCUCAGGAUGAAGGACUUCAUCUUCUGAAACCUCCAUCUGUUCCUAAAAGGCUGGGCUUGCCAAAGUCAGAUGGUGAGCAGCCUUCCCUGCUGACUCCCAAAUCUCCAUCUGACAGAGAGCUGAGAAGCUCCCAUGAAGAGCGGAGGGAUCUGUCCAGCAGCUCUGGCCUGGGCCUUCAUGGGAGCUCCUCAAACAUGAAGACCUUGGGCAGCCAGAGCUUCAACACCUCAGACUCCACCAUGCUCACCCCACCUUCAAGCCCACCACCACCCCCACCCCCAGAUGAGGAGCCCGCCACCCUCCAGAGAAAGCCCUAUCAGAUAUUUGAGCAUAAAGAAACUGAGCCAAAAUCCUCCAUUAUCCCACCUCCUCCACCUGCCACAUUUAUGAGGCCCCCACGAGAGCCUGCCCAACCCCCCAGGGAGGAAGUGCGGAAGUCAUUUGUAGAGAGUGUGGAUGAAAUCCCCUUUGCUGAUGAUGUGGAGGACACCUAUGAUGACAAAACUGAGGACUCAAGUCUGCAGGAAAAGUUCUUCACACCCCCUUCCUGCUGGACCCGCCCAGAGAAGGCCCUCCACCCACCCCUGGCCAAAGAGAAUGGACGGCUGCCUUCUCUGGAGGGUAGUGCCCAGCUGCAGAAGAGGGGACUGCCCUUGGUCUCUCCUGAAGCUAAGGAGCUGGCUGAGGAACGCAUGCGAGCCCGGGAGAAGUCUGUGAAGAGCCAGGCACUGAGAGACGCCAUGGCCAAGCAGCUGAGUAGGAUGCAGGAGAUGGAGAUGGCAGCUGGGGCCUCCAGGUCCCGCAAGGCUUCCUCAGCACCCUCCCAGAGCAAACAACUUUUGACAGAGUCCUCCAAACCCCCAGGUCUCAAAGGCUCUGAGGAGCCCACUCUGAAGCAUGAAGCCACUAGUGAGGAGGUCCUCUCCCCUCCAUCAGACUCAGGGGGCCCAGAUGGUUCUGUCACCUCUUCUGAGGGCUCCAGUGGGAAGAGCAAGAAGAGGUCAUCCCUCUUCUCCCCCCACAGAAACAAGAAAGAGAAGAAGUCCAAAGGGGAGGGCCGACCCACAGAGAAACCCAGCUCACGCCUUCCAGAGGAAGCAGCCACCAAACCCAAGUCCUUGUGGAAGUCAGUCUUUUCUGGGUACAAGAAGGACAAGAAGAAAAAGGGCGACGAGAAGUCCUCCUCCAGCACCCCAUCCAGCAGAGCUACUGUGGACUCUGGCAAGCACAGGAUGUCUCCUAUUGUAAGAGCAGAGCUGCAGCUCCGGCGCCAGCUGAGUUUCUCGGAGGACUCAGACCUCUCCAGUGAUGACAUCCUUGAGAGGUCCUCCCAGAAGUCCAGGAGAGAGCCAAGAACCUACACAGAAGAAGAGCUGAAUGCCAAGCUGACCCGGCGUGUGCAGAAGGCAGCUCGGAGACAGGCCAAGCAAGAGGAGCUCAAGCGGCUCCACCGAGCCCAGAUCAUCCAACGGCAGCUGGAGCAGGUGGAAGAAAAGCAGAGGCAGCUGGAAGAGAGAGGGGUUGCAGUGGAGAAGGCACUCCGAGGUGAAGCAGUUGAGCCCAGUGGCGGGACUCCACGGCGUAGACCUCUCUCCUUCUGCCCUUGCUGUGUCCAGGAAGGCAUGGGCAAGAAGGAUGACCCUAAGCUGAUGCAAGAGUGGUUCAAACUGGUGCAAGAAAAAAAUGCCAUGGUGCGCUAUGAGUCGGAGCUGAUGAUUUUUGCCCGAGAGUUAGAGCUGGAAGAUCGGCAGAGCCGACUACAGCAGGAACUGCGGGAGCGGAUGGCAGUGGAAGAUCACCUGAAGACCGAGGAGGAGUUGUCAGAAGAGAAGAAGAUCCUGAACGAGAUGUUGGAAGUUGUAGAGCAGAGAGACUCUCUAGUGGCCCUGCUGGAAGAGCAGCGGCUCCGGGAAAAAGAGGAGGACAAGGACCUGGAGGCGGCCAUGCUGUCAAAGGGUUUCAGCCUGAACUGGUCCUGAGUUUGUGCCCAUUACACUGCUUGGAAUGUCAGCAUCCACCUGGCUAUGUUCUCCCAAACCACCUGGAUCUAAGGUCCAAGGAAGCCUGGCACUUCCUGGGAGUUUGCAUUCAGCCACCCACAUGCUCAUGUGCUAUGGUGAAACCCCAGGUGAUGAUGAUUAUCUGAGAUGACUCCGCCUCCUGAGAAGAGGCCCACCUGGACUUCCCACUUAAGAAAGAGGAGCAGAGCAAGAGAUGUAUGGUGCAGUGGGGAACCCCGCACGGUCCCUGAGGACCUGUUGCCUGGUGCCCCUUCCUUCCGCCAGCAUGUUUGGUAAGAGAAGGGAGCUGCUCCUUCUCUUCAAAGACACCGCCACUACAGAGAGCACCCCGCAGAACAGGGAAGCUGCCUUCUUCAUGCUCCCUGAAGCACCACCAAAGAAAGAAAAAAAACACCCCACAAGCAAGAUGUGGAUAGAGUAUGGGAGAGGGGCAAUGACCGGUCAGGGCAGUGACCACCCCAGCAUUGCAGGGGAAGCUGAGGGAUAGGCAGGCUCUGAGUUCAUUAUGCAAAUUAUGAGGAUGCAAGAGGGGUCUGUCCCCAGCCCCCACACAACACACUGGACUCCGAGUGGCCAAAUGCCCCAGGCCUCUCUCUGGCUGAGGCCCGAAGCCCAUGGAUUGCUGCAUUUUGCUUUUAGUUCACAACCAUUUUGACACUGGAAAGUACUAACUUUGGGGACAGGGGGACCCUACACAUCAAGCCCCCCAUUGACAGACAGGCAUUGUCACAAUUCAGCGCUUCACAGUGGGGCAAGAGAUUCCCUUCUUCCUUGGUGUUUUUUCCUGUGUUUGCACAUUGAAAUGAAGCUKAGGACCUGGCAAGAUGCUCAGCCACUUCCGAUCUUUUUUGUCAAUUAACUUAUUUUUUUAAUACUUGAAAAGAAGCAACUUCAUUUUUAUAUCUUUACUAGAGACACUGAUCACCUGGCACCUAUGUGUAGGGAUAACAGAGGUCUGCUAAGUCCUACACAGCCUGAUUCAAAACUGACUGAACGCUUGUUAUAUGCAUCUAUUUAUUAGCCUUCUUCGUAGUGUUACUGAUCUGGUUGGCAUCAGGGAGCAGCUUGAGACCCUCUGGGUCCUUGCUCACAGCUUUUCUGUCCCCCUGUAACUGUGUCCAGCCCUCUCCUCCUCCACCGGCACCCUGCUCUUGCUGUGGCACUGGACUUUAACAUCAGAACCAUUAAUUUGUCAAGGAUACAUUUCAGCACUGUCAGCAGCCAUGCUGAAAGGCAAAGAUGUCUCUCACUGUUGGAAUGUUGGCUCUGUAGGACCCAUUGUUUUCUCAACCUUGGUACCAGGGUUUACGGCCCUCCACGCAUAUGUUAAAGAAGAUUUGGGGAUAAGCCCUCUUCUAGCUGGCUGAGAGGGUGUGAGUGGCUCCUGUGAUCUGUCUGGCUGAUAGGAAUUCCCUCAGCCUAGCUGAAGGUCCAGCCAGACAGGAAAACAUGUGCUGCUGCCAGUAUCAACAUUUAGGCUGGUCUCUCACAGACAGGCAACUGCAGCCCUGUCUUCCCUCCCCUGAAUUAGAAUCUUCUUGAGGUGGUAAGGGCUAAUAAGUACCAUGUAACUAGCUCUACAAGUCAAACUGUUCAUUUUUCAUGGUUCAACCAGAGAACGGGUGUAUACAGUUCAUCAAGCCACUGACUAAGAAGGUCAAGGGCUGGGGAGUGCUUGCCUAUCAAAAGAAUUAGCACAUGGUCAUCCUAGGGAUGAUUCCAUCAGUGCCAGGCCAGUCUCUGAUUCCUUGUGGGAAGGGCCGGUGUAGAAUGAAUAGGCCUGGCAAUUCUUCAGAUGUCCGUGGGGCAGGACAGGCCAAGGGUCCAUACUGACCUUGGACUUCCCAUGGGAACCACACUGUGCCUCAACUCGAACAUUCAUUCUAACUACAAUGGAACAAAGAAUCUGUCCUAUUCUUCAGUUUCUCUAAAAGCUGCCAUCUUUCUCCUGUGGAAAUCCAGAUGUGCUGCUAGCAACCAUCACAACUCUGACUUCUUCACUUCCUGGUUUCUAGUGAGGCAACAUCUCCAUUUUUAUUCUCUGUUCCUAAAAGUGGGGAGGAGGGUGUUCUAGAUUCCAUCUUCACACCCCAAUCUUCCAGUAAAAUUGGACUUGGGACAGGACUGUCAUUGCCUUUGUGGCCUUUUACUAACCCUCUCUCUUGAAUGCCACCACAACAGUCAAGCCCCAGCAGAGCUGCCUCUGUCCCUGUCACUCCUGCUAAGCCCAGAAGUAGGAAUUGGUUUCCAAAGUGACUCAAAAGGGAUGUGGCAGUAGAGCUGUGCUUCAAAUUGCCUCGUGCAGCAGGAACACCAGGUUCUCUUUUGCCUCUUGCUGCUGCCCAGUCCCAGCCAACUUUGGCAUCACUUCAUCCUUCAAAGCACAUGCUGCUCCUAUUGUCACUCAAAAGGGGGCUAAAGAUGGCAGAGAAGCCUCAACCAGCCUGUAAGAUGCCCCCCAGUUUUCUAUUCCUGACAGUGUUAAGGCUUCAGGUUCUCAUAGAGCACUUUAAAAAAUAAAAAUUUAAAAAUUUUUUAAAAAGCUCCCAGUUUGUAACCACUAGUUUGCAGUUGAUUUUAGUGAUCUGGUGACUUGCUACAUGAAAUGUUUUCCACUCUGGAAAUGCAUGCAGCUCCAAGCAGAUUUUCUUCCCAAGAAUUAAGUCUUCCCUUGAAGGCAGGGAAGCAGGGUAUAUAUACAUGCAGACACACACAAAAUGUCGGAGUUUAUUUGAAUAAACCUAUACAAGUUUAUGUAUAGUUGGGGAUCCAUGUUCAGCAUCCCUGGUGGGCAGAAGACGGCCCCUAACUCCCAAGUUUGAGGCUGGCCAGCAGCUGUGUGUGGGAUUCCAACCCCGUUAAUGUCUUUGGACCUUUGCCCCCAGCAGCCACUCUAAAACUGAUUUUGACCAGCAAUGAUAGACUAUUCUUAACACUUUCAAAAGAGAAGAAUUUUUUCAAUGGAACAGAAAGGAGGAAAGAGUUAAAACAAAUUUACAAGUUGAGGGUGUAGCUCA
This is a messenger RNA of Urocitellus parryii (Arctic ground squirrel), 10006 nucleotides long. RefSeq names its product microtubule associated monooxygenase, calponin and LIM domain containing 3 (gene Mical3). The record is from RefSeq and is a predicted model, not a curated record. NCBI's taxonomy places the organism in Eukaryota, Metazoa, Chordata, Mammalia, Rodentia, Sciuridae. Gene Ontology annotation, molecular function: FAD binding; protein binding.